Penaeus vannamei (Pacific white shrimp) is the source of this 817-nucleotide messenger RNA. The record is from RefSeq and is a predicted model, not a curated record. NCBI's taxonomy places the organism in Eukaryota, Metazoa, Arthropoda, Malacostraca, Decapoda, Penaeidae.
GUUAGACCAUAAAGACGAUCCAGACAAUGAGGAACGGAACAAGCUCCUGCAGACAGACCUCAUACGCAGAAAGGCCCAGCUCUAUGACAUGGAGAACAACAUCCCAAAGCCAAGUGGUCUCUACUUGAAGAUUAUCCUGGGAAAUAUCAAUGUCUCUAUUUUGAAUAAGGAUGACAAAUACAGAUAUAAGGAUGAAUAUGAGAAGUUUAAGUUGGUUAUUAACCUUGUGGCUUUUGCCAUUUCUACAUUCAAUAUCAUCACAAAUUUCAGGACAGCUGACCUCAUCCAUAUGUUCCUCUUAGUUUGGUAUUACUGUACCCUUACAAUCCGUGAGAGCAUACUCAAGGUAAAUUCCAUAAUGCUAGACCCCAAAGUUUCCAGAGAUGUAGAUAAUCAAACUUCUGAAGCCCAGCAGCUCAAUGAAACGUUGGAGGAUUUGACCAAAGACAUUGAUUUUGUGGAGGUUGACAAAGAGAAUGAGGAGGUGAUGGAUGCAGAAAUAGCUCCUGGAGCAGAAGAAGAACUUGAGGAAGAUGGCAUUGAUGACCAUGUGACAUAUGAAGCUGACAGUGUAAACGUAGAAGUUAAAAAAGUUAGCGAAUUUUCUGAUGAGACAAAGAAAGAUAAAUAGAUGAUUAAUUUGGAAAAGAAAAGUUUAUAUUUGAUAAUGAAAUCAAAACAAAGCACACAGCCAUAAUGUACCCACAUUCCAAACUCUUAUUUGUUAAGAAGCACAUUUCCAUAUUUUUUGGAUGGAUGAAGUAAGCUAUAUUUCUAAAGUAUAAAAUAUGUAAAAAAAUAUAUAUAUAUACAUAUA